Messenger RNA from Papaver somniferum (opium poppy), 2976 nucleotides. RefSeq names its product armadillo repeat-containing protein 8-like. The transcript has 8 exons. Gene Ontology annotation, cellular component: GID complex. Lineage: Eukaryota; Viridiplantae; Streptophyta; Magnoliopsida; Ranunculales; Papaveraceae. The record is from RefSeq and is a predicted model, not a curated record. Gene Ontology annotation, biological process: proteasome-mediated ubiquitin-dependent protein catabolic process. Gene Ontology annotation, molecular function: protein binding. Bases 314 to 2281 code for a protein of 655 amino acids.
UCCAUUGUGUGACUACUAUACGUCCCAUUACUUUGAAUAUUUAGCAUCACACUAUCUAUUGGGAGUUAUGAUCGUUCCCACUACUAAAGUCAGUUUUUCCAGCGUAAUUAAAAGCACAUCAGUAGUUGCCAUACUUGUUAAUUUAAUUUAAGUUUUGAUCAAUUGCUAUGGUGCCGUCACAAAUUAUCAACAUUUUGGAAAUAAACAAAUAAAACCAUCACAGUUCAGGGCAAACCCUCAAAUUCGCAAACUCUCUUCAUUUUCUUUCUUUCUCUUUCUAGGAGGUCAGUGUUUGUCAAUAAUUCCGGCAACAAUGCCUGCAUCGGCAUCGUCAAACAACCGACCUCCGGACCUGCUGUGCCGAUUGAAUUCCGGUGAUGAAGAUACCAAACUGAAAGCUUUGAGAGAAGUGAAGAAUCAGAUAAUCGGAAACAAAACAAAAAAGCUUUCAUACAUCAAAUUAGGUGCUGUACCUACAGUUGUUGAUAUAUUAGGUACAGCUUCAGAUUCUGAUACGUGUCUUCUUAUUCAAUCUGCUGCUGUUAUUGGUAGUUUCUCUUGUGGUGUUGAUGUUGGUGUUAAAGCUGUUCUCGAUUCCGGUGCUUUUCCUCAUCUCUUUCGUAUAAUCUCCAAUUCAGAUGAUAAGGUUGUGGAUGCUGCUGCACGGUCCCUGCGAAUGAUUUUUCAGUCUAAACUGGCUCCAAAGUAUCAUUUUCUUGAAGAGGAAAAACUGGAGUUUCUUCUGUCUCUUUUGAAUAGUGAGAAUGAAAAUGUUACAGGGCUGGGUGCAAGUAUCAUAAGCCACUCUUGUGAGACAAGUGCGGAGCAGAUGGUAUUGUCUGAAGCUGGGGUUUUGGAGAGACUCAUUACUCUGCUAGAAGGAUCUCUAAACCUGAGGGAUGUUAGUUUAGAGUCUCUAGCAGCAAUUAUUAAGAACAACUGUGAAAUAAUUUCUAAGUUUGUGAACCUCGAUAGUGGGAGAGCUUUGAGUUUGAUAAAAGAAUUAGUGAAGGAUAGGUAUCCCCGCACUAGGCUGCUUGCAUGCAUGGUCUUAAUUGCUAUAGGUCAGUCAUCUCCUUGUCAUCUGCGAGACAUAGGAAUAAGAACCAAAUUGAUAUUGACGUUAGUAGAGCUUCUCGAAGAGUCAGAUCGAGUGGGAGAUGAAGCCCCAUUUGCGCUGGCACGAUUGAUUUCAGACAAGGAGGAUCUUCAUAAAUUAGCACUUGAAGUUGAUAUUCUCAUUAAGCUUUGCAAGUUCCUGAGUAAAGUUCCAGUGCGGGCAAAACGUUUGGAGGGAAUACUGUUGGCACUGUCGGAACUAUGUUCAAAGUUGGAAAACUGCAGGUCUCAAUUCUUGACAUUACAGGUUUUGAACUUGGUGACCGACGCUCUAAAGCAUGAUUUAGCUGAAGUGCGUACUGCAGCUUGCAUUUGCAUAAGAAGUGUUACUCGGUCAGUUAAGAAUCUGAGUGCAGGUCAUUAUUUCAAUGAAAUGACUGUGAUUCCCUUGGUUCAGCUUUUACGUGAUCCAUGUACUUCCGUUCAGGUUGCAGCUCUUGGUGCUAUUAGCAACAUAGUUGUUGAUUUUAAGAUCCGCAAGUCAACUUUCAUCCAGUGUGGAGGUGUCAAACAUCUUGUUCAGUUGUCGAAAUCUAUGGAUGCGGUUCUUAGAUUAAAUGCUGUUUUGGCAUUGAGGAAUUUGAUGUUUCUUCUGGACAAAAAUGGCAAAGAAUGUAUCCUUCUGGAGCUGACCAUAUCCACACUGGCAAGCCUGAUCUGUGACCCAGAGCCUUCUAUUCAAGAGCAAGCUUUGGCCCUUGUUCGCAAUCUGGUCGAUGGCUGUGUUGACUCAAUUGAGCAUGUGUUUUCUGAAGAUGGUUUAAUCAUAAAUUCUGUUGGAAGGCAAGUUUGGACUGCUUUGAAACCAGAAGUCUGCGUCCAGGGAAUGUAUGUUCUGAGCAAUGUCGCUGCUGGAAAUGAGUUGCACAAAGAAGCAGUAAUGCACCAUCUUCUUCAACCUGAAGCAAGUGAAUCUACCCAAUCUGUUAUAAUUAAGUUUUUGCAGGGAAGUGAUAGCCAGCUGCGCACUGCCUCUGUCUGGGGUGUUGUAAACCUUACUUAUCCUGACAGUCCCGGUGCUUCUGAUCGUUAUGAAAGACUACGUGAUGCUGGCAUAAUUUCUCAGAUUAAGAGUAUGGUUAAUGAUCCCUGCUUGGACGCCAAGUUUCGAGUAAGGACAGUUCUAGAACAGUGUAUGACUUUCCCCAGCAGCUCAGCGUGACAGCAAAAAAGCUGCUUUUAUUUUUUGGACAGAAGCGGCAGAGACAUUUUUCAAAUGGAGUUGAUUCUUUGCUCUUCACUGUAACCUUUUUUAAGAAUAGCACCAAGUACUUCAUUGGCCCUAAAAGAAAACGGUGUGUAUCUAUACUUAUUUCGUUAGUGAUGGGAUCAAAUGACCCACGGAUGUGGGGCCUUCAUGGGUAUGAACUGCAGACUUCUUAUGAGGGCAAUGCCCUCAAAGCUGGCUUUAUAACAGCCAACUGUAGGCAUAUUUUGUUACGUUUUGAAAGCGGAAGGAUUCAAGUUGAAUAUGAGAUUUCCAAGGGGAUUUCCUCAGAGGAAUUGGCAUACAUCUGCAGGACCCACAAUGGUAACUCAGAGAUGGGUCAUUUUUAUCCCGUUCUCGUUUUGUUGUAAGAAACAAAGAUAAAAGGAAGUGCUUACUGCUUACUCAAACAAUUGAAGGGAAUAUAAAGACUGAUAGGAUCUUGGUAAUUUAAGUUUUUAACUUUUCAGUAUGCAGGUAAGAAAGCUGUUUGGUUUCUCACUGAAGGGCUUUAUGUUUUUCUUUUUGGGUGCAAUAUAGUUAUCCCUGAUAUAGUGAAAAAUAAAUCAGUUCGGUAAAUCUAUGCAAGGAUGUUAUUGUAUUGUAUGAAUUUUUUGUUGUAAAUGUAAUACAAACCCAUGCUUUCUCAA